GGGGGAGAAAAAUGUCUCGCCUCGAUGCUAAAAGGCCCUCAUUGUGUACCAGCGAACCUUUGACUAAGGAAGCCAUUAGCUGUGUUCUGUCUGUGUUCAGUGAAAUAGUCAAGUCUUGCUAUGGCCCCACAGGUAGGUUUAAACAGCUCCACAAUGGUAUGGGAGGAUAUGUCCGCACCACAUCGCAGUCAUCUGCUUUGCUCGCUGGCCUCUGCGUCACCCACCCGGUGCUAAAACUUCUGACAGCCUCCGUGCAGAGUCACCUCUCCCGUUUCAGUGACUGCGGCUUAUUCACGGCCAUUCUCUGCUGCAGCCUGCUUGAAAAAAUCAGAGCUUUGAACGUUGCUCCAUGCACUUCCAUUAAAAUCUGCCAGCACCUUUUGAGCCUGUGCACCGACUAUCUCUCAUCCGAAGCAUGCGGCUGUAGAGUGCCGGUGGAUUUCGGCAGCUCCAAGAUCCCUCUCGGGUUGGUGCGCAGUGUGCUGACCAGCAAACGGGCCUGUAUGCUUAGCAGGAACGAGGUAGAUCAUAUCAGCACUCUGGUGCUGAAGGCCUUUGUGUUGACCAUCAGCCCACAAAACACGGAGACCAGCGUUGCCUUCGGGAAAUGUCUUUAUAUACCUGUGAAAGAUAGGAGAGCUAUGGAUUCUGCGGUCUACCCUGGACUUCUGAUUGAAACACCCGACUUGGAUCUGACCACAGAGCUUCCCGUCAGAACGGCUCCUUCGUGCGCAAUCAAGAUGGCGCUUUUCUCUCUGUCCCUAUCAGGAGACUUGUCCGACACGGGAGAAGGAACCAUCUUUGUCCAUCGAAGAGUGUUUCUGCAAGCAGAGGUCUUAGGCCAGUUGCUUAAUUUAGGCAGGCAAAUGGUAGACGAUGGUGUGAGCCUUGUGGUGUGCCAAAAAGUUAUCCACCCAGCCCUGAAGCAGUACUUGAAGGAGAAACAUGUUGUGGCUGUAGAAAGAGUUGGCGCGGCACUGAUGGAGCCGCUGAAGCAAAUAACAGGUUCUCAGCCGAUGCCUUCUUUGCAAUUUCUAUCCCCUGCUUGCUACGGCCACCUGAAGGACUUGCGGGCCGAGUCGUUUGCUUCAAAACGGUUCUUGCAUCUAAUCCCUGACGACCCGGUUGUCUGCAGCUUGGUGCUCUGUAGCAGGAACGAAACUGCAUGGGAGGAGCUGAGGCUGGCUUGUCAAACGGCGGAGCAUGUUUUGCAAUUAACUGUCUCCGACCCCUGGGUACUGUUAGGUGGCGGCUGUACAGAAACUCAUUUGUCGUCCUACGUAAGGCACAAGAGUUGCGCUGUGACAUGCAGCACCUUGGAAAAUUUGUGCUGCUCUCGGGCAGAGUUCCAGUUGGUGGCCGAUUCCUUUUGUGGCUCGCUAGAAUCUGUGUCUCGCUGCCUAGAGCAUGACGGCGGCGACGUUCUCACCGAUACGAAAUGGGGACAUUUUUGGAGCGUUCCACCUGAUCUUCCUAGCGGGUCCGAUUGGUCUGACGUAGUUCAGAGGUGCGGCUGCGGCCUUUGUGGCCCCCAGCAAGGUCUCGAUUGGAAGAUUCUGCAAUGCCGUUCUCGUCCUUUCCCCCCGCAAAGUUGCGUUGGCAAGUCUUCCGUAACCUCCGCCGACAAUCCCGUUCUGGACUGCUUUGCGGCGAAAAGGAACGGCCUACAAGUCGCUGUUGAGACGGCCAGUCUGCUUUUAGAUCUGUCCUAUAUCGUGGAAGAUCGUAAUUAGGUUUCGUUUGCAAGCGUUUCUGCAUUCCACAGGUGUUCUGGAAUUUAGUGGCUCCCGAUCCCAUCACGUCUCCUUGCACCCACUGAAAAACCUCUUGAGAGACCUGUCCAGAAGAAGCAUUUGACUUUGCACAAGGAGCUGCAGUUGGGAAAGUAUGUCAGCUCCUCCCGCACACCUGAAGGCUCUUUGCACAUGCACAAGAUCUCAUUGGGAUCCCUGCCUCCAUGAUUGGGAUGGCUGCUUUCAAAAAUGGGAACAGACGGCUGCAAAAAUUGGAACAUGUAUUUUUUCCUUUUGGAAAAAUAAAUAAAUCCUUAUUUAAUAAAUACAUCAUAGUAAAACCUUUUUCUAGGAAGUAUUACAGACUGAUGGGCCAGAAUGCAGCGACGCAACAGUGGCAGUUAAUGAAGGUUGGUUACCUUACUUGGCUGAUAAAAUAACAGCUUAAAAACAUCUGAUGGGUUAGUCAUGUAUUAAAAGCAGGUUACAAAAUGAACCAUGUGUCGCACGCGAUGUCAGCUGUAGAAUCCCUGUAUCACAAGGCAGCUCGAAGCAUCGGAUGAAUCUAUAAAGCCAAUAUUAGUAAGGGGAUGCUUCAGUUCUGCUAUA
Messenger RNA from Podarcis raffonei (Aeolian wall lizard), 2342 nucleotides. RefSeq names its product molecular chaperone MKKS-like. Gene Ontology annotation, cellular component: nucleus; cytoplasm; kinociliary basal body. Gene Ontology annotation, biological process: cilium assembly; developmental process; intracellular transport. Bases 12 to 1733 code for a protein of 573 amino acids. The transcript has 4 exons. Gene Ontology annotation, molecular function: ATP binding. NCBI's taxonomy places the organism in Eukaryota, Metazoa, Chordata, Lepidosauria, Squamata, Lacertidae. The record is from RefSeq and is a predicted model, not a curated record.